This is a messenger RNA of Rhizoctonia solani, 2151 nucleotides long. RefSeq names its product general negative regulator of transcription subunit 3. The coding region runs from base 1 to 2151 and encodes 716 amino acids. Gene Ontology annotation, cellular component: nucleus; P-body; CCR4-NOT core complex. The transcript has 14 exons. Gene Ontology annotation, biological process: nuclear-transcribed mRNA poly(A) tail shortening; regulation of DNA-templated transcription. The record is from RefSeq and is a predicted model, not a curated record. NCBI's taxonomy places the organism in Eukaryota, Fungi, Basidiomycota, Agaricomycetes, Cantharellales, Ceratobasidiaceae.
AUGGCAGCUCGGAAGCUACAAACCGAGAUCGACCGCACCCUCAAGAAGGUUGCAGAGGGUGUAGAAUUAUUCGAGUCAAUAUAUGACAAGAUGCAGGCAUCUACAAACCAAACGCAGAAGGAGAAGCUUGAAACGGAUCUCAAGACCCAAAUCAAGAAGCUGCAACGAUUACGAGACCAAAUCAAGACGUGGGUGGCCAGCAAUGAGAUUAAGGACAAAACACUCUUAUUGGAGAACCGAAAGUUGAUUGAAACACAAAUGGAGAAAUUCAAGGCCUGUGAGAAGGAAAUGAAGACUAAGGCCUUCUCCAAAGAUGAAAAAGAGAAAGCGGAGACAUCAGCUUGGUUAGCGCAGCAAGUGGAGGAGCUUGGGCGUCAAAUAGAACACACUGAGGCAGAAAUCGAACAGCUCCAAGGUGGCACUACACGAUCCCGACGCGCCAAGGCGACGGGUAAUGGCGGAGGAAGGGCAGAAGAACUUGCUACCCUAAAUGAACGGAGAAAAUGGCACGUCGGGCGACUGGAACUCGUAAUGCGUCUAUUGGAAAACAAUACUCUACAAACGGAUGCAGUAUUAGCGCUGAAAGAACACAUCAGUUAUUUUGUCGAGAGCAAUACGGGAGAAGAUUUCGAAUUUGAUGAAGGCGUGUAUGACGAACUAAACUUGGACGAGGAGGAGGAAGCCUUCCGUAUUGCUGGCGACGACAAUGGCAGUGAAGGGGAAGAAGAGAGCGUGGAUGAACGAUCGACGCGUCCACCAGCAAAAGAACCAAAAUCCAAAGCUUUCUCAUUGGACGAUGAUUCUCAUUCAAAGAAAGAUGAGAGCAGUCCUGUGUUGAAGAAAGCGGCUCCGCGUAAGCAAUCUAUACAUGUUGAAUCUAAACCGCCCCCUCCCCAAGCUACUCCUGUUAAAGCACCACCUCCAACGGCCCCAACAAAAGUGUCUUUGCCUCCCAUACGAUACGCGGCAGCAGCUGCAGCUGCAGUAAAGAACGAUUCUCCAGCGUCUAAAGAAUCGCCAAAACCAACACCAUCAGUAGCUCAUCCUCCUCCCGCACAAUCCACGCUUGGUUCGACGCAGACAUCUGUUACAGCUGCCACCUCUGCCCUACCUACCACUGCACCCGCAGCGCCGGUACCAUCAGUUUCAGCCACCGACUCUCCUAGCCAACACUCAGGCCAGAGGUCUCCUUCUUUAGCGUCCAGCAUUGUCUCCCCAGCGCCAGUGCUACCAUCAUUACCUUUAGAAGCACCCCCAGGCAUUGUACCGCCAAGUCAGCCGCACGCUGAGUCACGACACCAGAGCCCCGUCAGUAGCAGAGCUGGUGCCGAUGCCAGCGUCGACAACGCAAGUGUUUCAUCCCCGUAUGCCCUUAGUAGCGCUGCUCUUCCUUCUACAGGCGUAUCCCCAUACAUUUCGCAAGCAAUUACCGCCGAACCAUUGCCGAUGAAUGGAACAUCGAAUCAAAACAACUCCGGGGCGAAUGGGGUCUCAUCUUUCCCAAUGUCAGCGUCACAAUCCAUGAAUAUGCCUUCCCCAUUGCCUCAGCAAGUACAGGCGCAAGGCCCACCCGGUUUUAGUUAUGAUAUACCUCAGCCUCUAUCCCAAACCGCUGUUUCUCAGCAACAGCAGCAACAGUCGCAACAGCAAAGGCAACUUCCCAGCUCUCUGAGCGACCUGGUCUCGACUUUCGAAGCAUCGAAAGAGAAAGCUGCACGACGGGACCCAGAACAACUUAGCAAGGCUCUAGCGGCUGGGCUCGAGGGCAUGCCACAACCACAGGACACAUCCAAGCCAAAAUACUAUGUGCCCCGUAACCCUUAUCCCUCACAACCAUACUACCCACAACAACCUUUGACGGUACUCAGUUCCCCAGCCCUCUAUUCCCAGUUGGAUGUGGAAACAUUAUUCUUCGUAUUCUAUUAUCUUCCUGGUACAUAUAUGCAGUACUUGGCCGCCAAAGAACUAAAGCGCCAAUCCUGGCGCUUCCAUGUCAAGUAUCUCACGUGGUUCCAAAGGCACUCCGAGCCUCAAGCUAUCACCGAUGAGUACGAGCAAGGCGUAUACGUAUACUUUGAUUGGGAAGGAUCUUGGUGUCAGCGCAAGAAGAGCGAUUUUAGGUUCGAAUACCGUCACUUAUCCGAGGACUAG